This is a messenger RNA of Aspergillus calidoustus, 1486 nucleotides long. The record is from the annotation of a GenBank genome assembly. Lineage: Eukaryota; Fungi; Ascomycota; Eurotiomycetes; Eurotiales; Aspergillaceae.
AUUUACUCCAGCGGCUCUCAUUGAUCCCACAACACCAGACCAACAUUUUCUCCCUCCCUCCCACGGUCCCUUGCCCCCUCCCCCACAUCUUCUUCUGGUUCUUCCGGUUCUUCUGCCUUCUCUGCCUCCUCUGCCUCCUAGACUCUCUCACCCACCCAACAUGAAGAAUCCUCCCAACCUCAAAAUCGCCACUGAGUCAUCCGGACGCCCAUCUCCAGCUCUGCAGCCUUUAUCGACUCACACCUCUAACAUCCAGGCACCCCUCCGCGCCAUCAACGCAAUGACUAGCCUCAGGCCAGCCGAGCGAGUGUCUUGCACAUUCCCCGGCUGCAAUUUCGAGUUCGACUCAGUUGCAGCCAUGAAGCUUCAUAAAGAACGAUACCCCGAUCAUGAGUACUGUCGCAAGUGCGACCUCGACUUCAUGUCCGAGGAGCAGCUACUCAUUCACAAGAUUAAAAGCAAGGAUCAUACUGUCUGUCCUGUGUGCGCAAUCGAGUAUCGUAGUGAGGGAGGUCGCGACUCUCAUAUUCGGCAGUUCCACCGCACGGCCCAAAACCUCGUCUGCCCUGGAUGCAAACUGACCUUCAGAAGCGCCUCUGGCCUCAUGCGGCACAUUGAAAACGGUGAAUGCCGCAUCAUCUCGCAGGAAGAACUCCGCUACGAACAAAACAAGAGGCUCAUGCUCAAGGAGACCCUCGAGCUCUCCUCACCUUCUGGUCUCCGCAUUCACGGGGGAUCGGUUGUUGAUGAUGAUUAUGAGCAGGGCGGGGUCUCUCUCCCUGUGGAUCUUCUUUGUGAGGAGAACAUUCAGGCCAUGGCAAACCAGCCCAUGUACGGCAAAGGGAGUGCCGAUAAAGAACUCGCAGCAAAACAUUGGCCCUCAUUGAAACAGAAGGAGAAUGAGACUGGCCUAGAGGAAGAUAUCAGAGACCUGAUGACCUUCACCGAUGCCGAACCGAAGGAGGACAAGGAGGAGGAAACGAGCAAUGCCUGGAAGGAUAGAGGCCGCGUGCCUACUGUCGUUGGUACUGAGCUCACCUAUCAGACCCAGCCUGCCUCAGUCUCCACCCCCAGCGCGACUGGGGCCCGCACCGACGCAGCCACUCAUCUGCGCAGAAUGUAUGCGGAGUGGAAACCGGAGAAGUACAUUGACCAAUACACCGACGAAUAUGUCUGCCCCUGUGGAAAACGCUUCAAGAGCAAAAAGGGGUUUGAGCAGCAUCUUCUCGCCAAAAAUAAGUCGAUUCGCAGAGUCCAGUGUCCCGGCUGUCUUCGCAACUUCAAGUCGACUGCUGCCCUAAUUGCGCACUGUGAAUCUUCUACGACCCGCUGCGAUGUCAACGAAGGCAACAUGUACGCCCAGAUCAUCGACGAAGUCUCGGGCGGUAUGAUCCAGAUGGCGGGACUCAAUGAAGAUGGAACUCUAAAAUACGAGGGUGGCAAGGUUAAGAUCCAAGAGAAGGUUACCAUUGGCGUGAAAUGGUAA